CCGGUGUGUGAAACACGCCAGACUCAUGUCGCUCACGCAAACCGACGCUCGCAAACACGACCCUGGUCAACCACCGAGGAGGAUGAUUAAGUUACCCAACUUUUUAGUUGGAGCAAGGAUGGUGAACCGCAACGAGAGGAGAGCCGUUGCCUGCGUCCUAUUGGCUGUGACGGCGGUCGUCGCGGCCGCAUCAUAUGACCGAGAACGACUCGAAAUUGCCAAGCAAAUUCUAGAAGAAGUCCCUCUAACAGACGGGCACAACGAUUUACCAUGGAACAUUCGCAAGUUUCUGCGCAAUCAGAUCAACGAAUUCGAACUGGAUACCGAUCUCACGCAAGUGGCCCCUUGGUCCAUUUCAAAAUACUCUCACACCGAUCUGCCCCGUCUCAGGGAAGGCAUGGUCGGAGCUCAGUUUUGGUCUGCCUUUGUACCUUGCGCAACUCAGAACAAAGACGCCGUACAACUUACCUUGGAACAGAUUGAUGUUAUACAACGCCUAGUUGAAAAGUACCCUCAACAUCUGCAACUUGCAACAUCUGUCACAGAUAUUCUUGAGGCUCACAGUGCCAGGCCACGUAAGAUCGCCUCUCUCAUUGGCAUCGAAGGCGGUCAUUCCAUCGCCAACUCUCUCGGGAUUCUCCGGACUUACUAUCAACUUGGAGUACGCUACAUGACAUUAACGCACACCUGCAACACUCCAUGGGCCGAUUCCGCGAACGAACCUCCCGCUGCGAAUGGACUCACUGAAUUCGGAGAGAAAGUAGUACGUGAAAUGAAUCGUCUCGGCAUGUUGAUUGAUCUGUCACAUGUGGGGGAGAACACGACCCGUGCUGCGAUGCGACUUUCAAAGGCCCCUGUUAUCUUCAGCCAUUCGUCCGUUUAUAAUCUGUGUCCCCAUAAACGGAAUGUUCCUGACGAUAUCAUACAAGCACUGAAAGAAAACGGCGGUCUUAUCAUGGUGAACUUCUUCCCUGAUUUUGUCAAGUGCUCCCCGAACGCUACUUUGUCGGAUGUUGCUGAACAUUUCCAUUAUAUCAAGAGGAUGAUUGGCGCUGACUACGUGGGUGUCGGUGGUGAUUUCGAUGGAGUGAACAGGGUGCCUCGUGGAUUGGAAGAUGUGUCGAGAUAUCCCGAAUUAUUUGCCGAGCUAUUGCGAAGUGGACAGUGGAGUGUUCAGGAACUGAAGAAUCUCGCCGGUCUUAAUAUGAUGCGUGUAAUGCGACAAGUUGAGAAGGUACGUGACGACCUGCGCACUAAUGGAAUUGAACCUGAGGAACACCCUGAUUCUCCAACCGAUAACGGCAACUGUACGAGCAAUGCUUUCUACAUGGAAGAUGUUGUUUAAAAUUACUUCAUAGACGUACUCAACUUACAUAUAUAUAUCUAAAUGAACCAGAACAUUACUUGAACUAUGAUGUUCAUAACAAAAACUAUUAAUAUUGUUUAAUGCUUGAUCGCAUUUAUUAACCAUACAAAAAUCAUUUUGAUAGAUGUACGUAAGUUAAGUACGAACGAAUAUCGAUAUGCAAUCAAAACAAAAUCAUUUCAACGAUGUUUAUUGAUUGUAAUUAAUGUAUUUCAUAUUAUAUGUGUUUCAAAAUAAUUGUGGGGAGAAUCAGUUCGGCAUCAAGGGAGACUUCUCUACGUCUCGGGUGAAGAUAUUUUAGGAAGCGAUAUACAGCUAUCUCAUUCCAUAAUUUACAAUAAACCGAUGUAGUCGAUUCAAUACUUAAACGAGCGUUUUGUAAAAAGGAAAUCGAUUACUACACGUUUCCAGUCGUAACUCAUUGUGUAUGGAUAACAAUAUGUCAAAAAAUGGAAUUAAACUUUUCUUUUUUUUUAGAACAAGCGACGAAACGUAAAAAUUAUUGCCAAGGAAUGAGAUAGUUGAUCUUAUUACAAUAUUUAACCGCAUAUAACCAUUAGAAUCUGAUAUAAAUGUUUGAGUGUUGUAGACAUAUGGUAGAUGUUGUAAAAGCACUGUCUCACUGUCUGUCGAAAACUUUGUCAUUGAUAAACUUUCCGUGUCUCAUAUCGCCCUUCUUGACUCUAUCAUCGUCUCAUAAUGGCUCCGUGACCACGAAUAUUAUGAUAAAUUGAAUUAAAAAUACGAAUUUAAAUUAGUUAUAUUUAAAUUCAACUACAUCGAUUGAAUUGGGACAAUUUGAUGUUUCAUUUAUUGAUUCGUAUUAAAGAAAAAUUUAAUUUUGGAAUAAUUAAAAUUAAAAAACGUAUUAAAAUGUAAUUUUAUUUACACGUUUAGUAAAGAAUAAUAUGGUACGAUGUAAGAAUGUAGGUAGUGAAUAAAUUUUUAACGAUAUUAAAAAUAUUAACGAAUAACAUUUUUAUACUUAAGAGUAUCAAAAAUUAACUUAUUUUUUUAAGGAAUUGAGUGCCAAAUACGGACGCCAUUGGAUUUGUUCUUGUUUUUUCUCUCUUAUUUCUAAACUAAUGAUAACAUUCGACGAUUUAGAAAGAAUUUCGUCGUUCUAUAGUUUCAAAUAGAUUUGAGCAACUUAAAUUAUCUUCUAAUAUACUUAUCAUUACUGUAUCAUCAUAUAGUUUUAAUAAACAGUGCUGACUCAUUUUAAAAGCCUCCUUAAAAUAAUCAUAUAUUAUAUAAGUAGAUUAAAUUGCUGUGUAGUUUUCUGUAAUAGAUAAAUUAAACAAGUACUUACGUCAAAUAUCUACGCAUUUACACGUAUGCAUUCAUAAUGUUUUAUCUUCUUCGAACAUUUUUUUGUCUAUUAUAAUUAAUAUAUAUUUUUAACUUGAUACAUAAGUACCCUUACUUAUAUAUUAUAUGCUAAGUAUGUGUGAGACUUCACGGAUAUUUAUAUUAAUAUGUAAGUUCUUUUUAUAAUGAUGUCGACGUAAGCAUUAUCAAUUGGCCUAUUGUUUUUACUUGUUUAGAAUUUUUUUAAAAUGAACGUAUUAUGAAAUUCUUUAAGGUCUAAUUGCGUCGACAUGUUCUCGUUUUUUGUUUUUCAAGACUUAUUUGUAAGCUUCACUACCAUCUGUAAUUAUCUAAUUUUAUUAAAUCCCUUAAGUUUCAAAACUAUUCAAAAUACCGACUUCAGCCGGAUCUAUACAAGUAUAUAAUUUCAGAAUUACUCGGGAUUGAUACUUUCAUAUGAAAAAAUAAUAAUAUUAAAAAAAAUAACUAUGUUGAAUUAAAAAUUUAAACAAAAAUAGAAAAUAAUAUGUAUUUGUUUUUUUUUUUAUCAAGAAAUAAAUAACGAUCUUUCUUGAAGUCAGAUUAAAAUCCGAAUUUACACCAGCAAUGACUAUUCGAUACUACAAAUCGAUUUCAAAAACAUUCGGUAUAUAUUAUCACAGCUUUAAGAAUAUAUUAAAACUUUAUAAAAAAUGUAAUCUACUAAAAUUCGAUUACAUACCGAAUCUUUUAAAGGCAGAUGAUUCCAAAGAAACAUUCCGUAUAUAUUUUCGUACCUUCAUUGAUAUUUUGAUAUGAACGUAUAUGUCUAUACGACAAUAAAUCAUUUCGUAUUCGGUCGGAAAAUCCGCUUAUUCCUUUAUUGUUACGUAAAAAGUAAAAUUUAUUGAUCAUUAUUAUAGUUUAAUACACCAACCUAAAAACUGAAUUAUAGAUAUUACCUCAGACACUAAACACCUAAAGUUAAGAACGUAUAAAAUUGUUCCCAAAACUCAACUACGCAGGUUUGGAUGAAAUAUUUAAUAUAUGAAUAUAAAAAAAAAUCAUGAAAAAGGAAUAAGCGAGAUUUAAUCUCGAUCUCAAUUGAGCUGUGACUCUUGUAAUUAACGAUAUCGGGGUAAAAACGACUAUUUCUUAGAAAUUACGACUGAAAACUUUUCGAACGUAUAUUAUCUAGCAUUAUUAUUGUCGCGUCUGGCUGUUAUUUUGUAAUUGGUUUUGAAAUGUAUUUUAUUAUAAUGUCUUUUUGCACAAGCACCCAGCUGUUACAUGUAUUUGACUUAAAUAAAAUAAAAUAAAGUCUUGUACUUACACUGAAUGUAUA
This is a messenger RNA of Vanessa atalanta (red admiral), 4001 nucleotides long. RefSeq names its product dipeptidase 1-like. Bases 26 to 1345 code for a protein of 439 amino acids. The transcript has 12 exons. Gene Ontology annotation, molecular function: metallodipeptidase activity. Gene Ontology annotation, biological process: proteolysis. NCBI's taxonomy places the organism in Eukaryota, Metazoa, Arthropoda, Insecta, Lepidoptera, Nymphalidae. The record is from RefSeq and is a predicted model, not a curated record.